Rhinichthys klamathensis goyatoka is the source of this 1849-nucleotide messenger RNA. It is a transcript of the gene cdk14, whose product is annotated as cyclin dependent kinase 14. The transcript is spliced from 15 exons. Gene Ontology annotation, cellular component: cytoplasm; nucleus; cytosol. The coding region runs from base 229 to 1641 and encodes 470 amino acids. Gene Ontology annotation, biological process: protein phosphorylation. Gene Ontology annotation, molecular function: cyclin binding; cyclin-dependent protein serine/threonine kinase activity; ATP binding. The record is from RefSeq and is a predicted model, not a curated record. Lineage: Eukaryota; Metazoa; Chordata; Actinopteri; Cypriniformes; Leuciscidae.
AACGAAAGGAGAGAAUCCCAAAAAAUGACAUCCACAUUUCCAGAGGAAAACCGCGGCGUUUAGAGACGUUGUCCUGAAGUUUCCCUCGCCUCGUCACAUUAUUGCGGAUUACAUUGUCUCCAGAUAUGUAGUCAUUAGACUUUGGAAAUGCAUAUUUAAUACAGAAGGAUAUAGUGUUUGCACACAAUUGUUAUCUACGCGUCUAAUUUACUCCCUGAUUUCAAACUCAUGUGUGAUUUAAUGCCAGCGGCUCAACCUGCCGAAAAAAUCGGCAAAAUGAAGAAAUUAAGAAGAACUUUGUCGGAGAGCUUCAGUCGCAUCGCCUUCAAGAAAGAAGACAGCGGCUUUGACGAGAUAUGUGUCACCAAGAUGUCCACUCGCAGCUGCCAGGGAUCCGACUCAGUCAUCAAACCCCUGGACACCAUUCCUGAAGACAAGAAGGUGCGAGUGCAGCGGACGCAGAGCGGGUUCGAUGCCUUCGAGAAACCGGCGAGUCAGGUGAAGCGGGUCCACUCAGAGAACAAUGCCUGCAUCACCUCCAAAAGCUCCUCCUCUGGGAAAGAGUCUCCAAAACUACGCCGUCACUCCAGUCCUAGUUCUCCCACAAGCCCAAAGUUCGGGAAGGCAGAUUCCUACGAGAAGCUGGAAAAGCUCGGAGAGGGAUCCUACGCAACCGUAUACAAAGGGAAGAGCAAGGUGAACGGGAAGCUGGUUGCGUUGAAAGUGAUUCGUCUGCAGGAGGAAGAGGGAACUCCUUUCACAGCGAUCAGAGAGGCGUCUCUGCUGAAAGGCCUGAAGCAUUCGAACAUAGUGCUGCUCCACGACAUCAUCCACACGAAGGAAACCCUGACGCUGGUGUUUGAGUAUGUGCACACAGAUCUGUGUCAGUACAUGGACAAGCAUCCCGGGGGUCUCCAUCCGGACAACAUCAGGCUGUUCCUGUUCCAGUUAUUGAGGGGUCUGUCUUACAUCCAUCAGCGCUACAUCCUUCACCGAGACCUGAAGCCACAGAACCUGCUCAUCAGCGACACAGGCGAGCUCAAACUGGCCGACUUCGGUCUGGCUCGUGCGAAGUCGGUCCCCAGCCACACGUACUCUAAUGAGGUGGUGACUCUCUGGUAUCGUCCUCCAGACGUGCUGCUCGGCUCCACUGACUACUCCACCUGUCUGGACAUGUGGGGUGUUGGAUGCAUCUUCGUGGAAAUGAUCCAGGGAGUGCCGGCAUUCCCGGGCAUGAAGGACAUUCAGGAUCAGCUGGAGAGGAUAUUCCUGGUUUUGGGGACGCCGUCGGAGGACAUGUGGCCAGGUGUUCACUCGCUCCCGCACUUCAAACCAGAUCGCUUCACCGUCUACAGUCCCAAGAAACUCAGACAAGCCUGGAAUAAGCUGGGUUAUGUAGAUCAUGCUGAAGAGCUGGCUUCCAGAUUCCUCCAGUGCUUCCCAAAGAACCGUGUCUCGGCCCAGGCGGCGCUCCACCAUGAGUACUUCGUCCAUCUGCCCCCGAGACUCUGGGAACUGCCUGACAUGUCUUCUAUCUUCACCGUUCCGACCGUUAAGUUACAGCCUGAAUCUGGCGACAGCAUCCAGGUGUGCAGUAAGACCAACAGUCACGGCAAGGGGACGUCAAACAGCAAACACUGACCUGGACGAGCCGCCCGCCGGGACCCAAACAGGAGCUGGAAGGGCGUCUGACCAGAGCGGCUGCGUGUUUGUUUUCCGUGCGGUGGAGGGGCGUUUCUGACGGAUAAACCCAGACUAGAGGGAAUGUAGCGAACUCGUCUACAGGCUGUGUGAUUGAUCAAAUUGUCCAAAGUCAACAGAGCAAACAGAUAACAUACCCGGUACGCGA